Messenger RNA from Penicillium argentinense, 1941 nucleotides. RefSeq names its product serine/threonine-protein kinase. Gene Ontology annotation, molecular function: protein serine/threonine kinase activity; ATP binding. The record is from RefSeq and is a predicted model, not a curated record. Gene Ontology annotation, biological process: protein phosphorylation. The transcript has 6 exons. Bases 1 to 1941 code for a protein of 646 amino acids. NCBI's taxonomy places the organism in Eukaryota, Fungi, Ascomycota, Eurotiomycetes, Eurotiales, Aspergillaceae.
AUGUCCUGGAAGCUCACCAAAAAACUGAAGGAGACGCAUCUGGCUCCUCUGACCUCAGGGUUUGGCCGGUCGUCCUCCACCUCGACAAUUAAGGGCGAUGCGAACGGUAGCGGUGGUGAUGAGACACCCGUAACCCCCCAGGCCCCCAGCGUGGCGCCGACUCCUUCCGCUUCAAACGGCAUCGCCAAUUCAGAGUCCCUGGUCUCUCCACCUGUGAACCCGGUGAAUCCAGGCAUUCUCAUUGUCACUCUUCACGAAGGCCGCGGGUUCGCCUUGUCUCCUCAUUUUCAGCAGAUCUUCAACUCCCACUUUCAAAACAACUCUUACGCCCCGUCAUCUCUGCGCCCGAGCACUUCUUCCUCGUCACACUCUUCCCACGGUCAAGCGGGUUCUUUUGUGCAAAACAGUCGACCACAAUCCACCAGCGGCGGUAUCAAUUCUGCCCCUACCAUCCACGGCCGCUACUCCACCAAAUAUCUUCCAUAUGCUCUUCUUGAUUUCGAAAAGAACCAGGUUUUCGUGGAUGCUGUGUCUGGAUCUCCCGAGAACCCGUUAUGGGCCGGUGACAACACCGCUUUCAAGUUUGAUGUUUCGCGAAAGACAGAGUUGAAUGUACAAAUGUACCUGCGCAAUCCUGCUGCUCGCCCUGGCGCGGGUCGCAGUGAGGAUAUUUUCCUCGGAGCAGUCAAGGUCCUCCCCCGCUUCGAGGAGGCUUCUCAGCCUUACGUGGAAGACCCGAAAUUGAGCAAGAAGGACAACCAGAAGGCUGCUACUGCUCAUGCUGAGCAAGAACGUACUUCGGGUCAGCUGGGUGCCGAAUGGCUGGAUCUCCAAUUCGGUAGCGGCUCGAUCAAGAUUGGUGUCUCGUUCGUCGAGAACCGCCAGCGCAGUCUGAAGAUGGAGGAUUUCGACUUGUUGAAGGUCGUUGGUAAGGGAAGUUUCGGCAAGGUCAUGCAGGUCAUGAAAAAGGAUACCGGCCGAAUCUACGCCCUGAAGACGAUUCGCAAGGCUCACAUUAUUUCGCGCUCAGAAGUCACCCAUACUCUUGCAGAACGGUCGGUUCUCGCGCAAAUCAACAACCCCUUCAUUGUUCCUUUGAAGUUCUCUUUCCAGUCGCCGGAGAAGCUUUACUUCGUUCUUGCAUUUGUCAAUGGCGGUGAGCUGUUCCAUCACCUCCAGAAGGAGCAACGAUUCGAUAUCAACCGGGCACGUUUCUACACUGCGGAGCUUUUGUGUGCUCUUGAAUGUCUUCAUGGAUUCAAGGUCAUCUACCGAGAUCUGAAGCCUGAGAAUAUUCUUCUCGAUUACACCGGUCAUAUUGCACUUUGCGAUUUCGGUCUGUGCAAGUUGGAUAUGAAGGAUGAGGACCGAACAAACACAUUCUGUGGAACACCUGAGUAUCUGGCUCCCGAAUUAUUGCUUGGAAACGGAUACACCAAGACUGUGGAUUGGUGGACUCUAGGUGUCUUGCUAUACGAGAUGCUGACGGGUCUCCCGCCGUUCUAUGACGAGAACGUCAAUGAGAUGUACCGCAAGAUCUUGCAGGAGCCCUUGACCUUCCCCAGCAGUGACAUUGUUCCGCCGGCAGCCCGGGAUCUUCUCACCCGCCUGCUGGAUCGUGACCCCCAGCGCCGCCUGGGUGCCAAUGGUGCUGCAGAGAUCAAGUCUCACCACUUCUUCGCGAACAUUGAUUGGCGCAAGCUUCUCCAGCGGAAGUACGAGCCCAGCUUCCGCCCGAACGUGCUUGACGCUCGUGACACAGAUAACUUCGAUACCGAUUUUACUUCUGAGGCCCCACAAGACUCUUAUGUUGAUGGCCCUGCCUUGUCAUCCACUGUUCAGCAGCAGUUUGCAGGCUGGUCCUACAACCGACCAGUGGCAGGUCUCGGCGAUGCCGGUGGCAGUGUGAAGGACCCGUCCUUCGGCAGUAUUCCGGAGUAG